GUAAGUCCUUCCAAAUUGCCUUUCUGAAAGGGCUUGUGGCAAUCUGUACGGCUAAUGUUGCUAAAGCUACCUUUGUCUCUGACUGUUUUCACUGACACUACUUUCACAUGCUAUCAGAAUUGUCGUAAAUGAGUUUUGUAGUUCAAAAUUGCACGUUGUUUUAUUGUUGACGGUAUGCCGGAGCACGAGCUCUUGAAGCUUCACCCUCUUCUUGAAAGGAGGCUGGGACAGGAGCACCGGCUCAUUUGCAUAUAAAGAGAAAAAUGGUGCGUUUUGGCUUAACAAUACACACUUAAGGGACAUCAGAGACAUAUUUUACAUAUUGUAAAAUGGGGCAUACUAGGUCUCAUGGAUACAAACACAAUAGUUCAUUUUUAGUUCAACAAUAUACUGCUAUAUUUUAAUUUUAAAAAUGUUAAUUUUGUAACAGUAUAUUUCAUAUUUAAGAUUAAAAAAGUUAAAGGUAUUUGUUCUCAGUGUCAUUAAUGCACUAACAACAAAAUGUUUGUGAUACCUUAUGCAUAUAUGAACAGAAAAGUGACUAUUUAAAAAAUAUGAUAAAAUAUUGUAGAUAUUGAUCUGAUCAAAAUCCAUGUGAAAGACUAUCACUUCCGUCCUGUGGCUGCGGGUCUCUCCAACCAAGGCUUAUAAAGCAUAUGUAAUGUACAUAAAUGUUGCACAGUUGGCAAAUGUUUCAACUAUGUAAUGAAAUAAACAUAUUUCUGUAACAUCUUUAACCAUAAUAUAAUGUAAUAAUACAUUAGGAAUAAAUAUAUUAAAGGUCCCAUGGCAUGAAAAUUUCACUUUAUGAGAUUUUUUUAACAUUAAUAUGAGUUCCCCUAGCCUGCUUAUGGUCGCCCAGUGGCUAGAAAAGGCGAUGGGUGUAAACCGAGCCCUGGGUGUUUUGCUUCGCGUUUGAGAAAACGAAAGCUCAGACGACCCAAACUGGAAUCUUCCCCAUAUGUCGUCAUAAGAGGAAAGAUUACCUCCCCUUUCUCUGCUUUGCCCGCCCAUGAGAAAAUGACCUACUACCGUGCGAGGGGGCGCGUUUUUUUUUUUUUUUUUCCUCGAGACAUCAUGGCUUGUAAACGAGCGAAGCAUGGCAGUUGCUCAGUGUUUGGAUGUACAGAUGAACACCGGAGUCUAUUUUUAGUUCCUUUAUCCGAGCCUAUAAAGAAACAGUGGGUUAAUUUUAUUUUCCAAAACAAUGCGCCGACACAACUUCCCAAAGUUUUGUAUGUCUGCGCCAAACAUUUUACCGACGACUGUUUCCUCAACUUGGGCCAAUACAGUGCUGGCCUUUCUGAACGUCUGAAAAUAAAGUCUGGAUCAGUACCAACUCUUCUUGGCGCAGCUACAAACCUCGGACAACGGCAAACCUCGACAGUGGCUGAUCUUCUCGCUUCUGCUGCGGAAGCUAAGAAAAAUACUGCUAUUGAUGUGGAGAAUAUUAUAAUCAGUAGUGACGAAGAUCUUGAUAUUUGUGACCAAGACAGUGUGGCCAGCAGUGUGGACAGCACAGCAGAGGAAAUGUUUAUUGAUGGUCUUGACCCUGUUUUAGAUCGACCUUCAUCUGACCUUUACCCACCAGAGGAGGACUGUGAUUCAGAGGACCACCCACAACAGAGGAAGAGAUUCCGUCUGUCGUCUUCUGAUGGAGGUGGCAGAGAGAGUGAAAAUGAUUUCUCUGGUGUAUCAACAGAAAGGUGGCACAACUCAAAUGAAGCAGAUGAUGAGCCACCUCGUAUAGACUUCACUCCUGUCCAAGAACCUGGCCCUCAGAUUUUACCGAAUAGGUGUAGCAGUCCUCUGCAGUUUUUUCAACUGUUGUUCCCUAAAACAAUGUUGCAGACCAUUGUAGGGCAUACAAAUGGCUAUGGAGCCAAGUGUCAAAAGAGAAGGGGCAAGGUGUGGGAAAACAUUUGUCAAAACGACUUGAAGUCGUACAUAGCACUGGUCAUUUACAUGGGCAUGUUCAAGUGCUCUUCACUAGCUGACUAUUGGAGUGUGUCCCAGCAUUUCAGUCUGUCCUUUCCUGCAAAAAUCAUGUCUUACCAGAAAUUUCUGUCAAUCUCCAAAGCUCUUCAUCUAAGUGACAGCAGGGAGGAUGAGAAGAACAACGUUAGGAGGGGAACAGCAGCCUAUGAACGGCUGGGUAAAAUUCAACCCCUGUAUCAAGUCAUUAGGGAGGCCUGCAAGACGUUUUUUCAUCCCUUUCAGAACAUCACCAUUGUUGAAAGAAUGGUGACAUUAGAGGCUAGAACUGGGCUCAAGCGAUGCAUGAAAAACGAAUCUCCAAACAUGGGGUACAAACUCUUUGCACUGACAGACUGCACCUGCGGCUAUACAUGGGACUUCUUUAUUUACGAGGGGAAGUCAUGUACGUCACAGAGCGAGGGCUUGAGUUACGAGUCCGUUAUGGCAUUGGUGGAUGAAAAUAUGUUGGGCUCUGGUUACAAACUGUUUGUAGACAAAUUUUACACCAGUCCCACACUCUUCAGGGACCUCCUGUGUAAAAAGAUCUGGGCUUGUGGCCCUGUUUGGGCAAACAGGACAGGUUUCCCAGAAACAACCGUGAACAGAUUGUCAAGGAACGCUCCACGCGGCACCAUGCGUUGGAUUAGGAACGACGAGCUCCUGUUUGUUGAGUGGAAAGACUCACAGGAAGUGCAGAUGUGUUCCACCUUCCACAAAGCCUAUAAAGGUGAUACUGUGCAGAGGAAAGUGAAGGGUGAUGCACAUCGAACCCUUGUGGAGGUCCCCAUUCCAGCUGCAGUGUUGGACUACAACAGGAACAUGGAGGCAGUGGAUCCACCUAAUUGCAUUACUGGACAUUACAGAGCUCUACAUAAACCGAAAAAGUGGUAUCAAUGUAUUUUUUAUCACUUUUUGGACAUCACUGUAGAGAAUGCAUUCAUCAUGCAGAAACUAAUGGCCAAGGGAAAGAACAAGAAGCCUUUGACACGAAAGACAUUCUUGGAAGUGCUUAUUUUGGAGCUUGCAGAGAUGGGUCCUCAGGAUUCAGCACCAGUUUCCUCAGCUCCCUCUUCCUCAGCAGUUCCUCCUCCUUUCCACAAGCCGAAGUACAUCACACCGGAAAAUGUUGGUAGAAGGAAUUGCAGGCUUUGCAACCAGACAACUCCAGUCAUGUGUGUGACUUGUGAUGUGAUGUUGUGCUUUCAGCCUGAGAGGGACUGUUUCAAUGAUUGGCAUGAAAAACAAGGCUUUUGAUUUAUGCUCCUCCUCUGUUUUUGGUGAAUUGCUUGAUUCCAGUUAUCGGACUAUUUAAAUUAAAUGUGUUUUGUUUGUUACAUUUGUAAAGUAGGAGGAAAGUUUGACUUUUCACACAUGACCAAAUCAUCAUCCACAGAAAUUGAAGCAAUGGCUGCUUGUGCUGAUGAUGAAAUAUUACAAAUAAAACAUACUGGAAAUGUA
Messenger RNA from Ctenopharyngodon idella (grass carp), 3435 nucleotides. Its product is annotated as piggyBac transposable element-derived protein 4-like. The transcript has 4 exons. The coding region runs from base 1021 to 3231 and encodes 736 amino acids. The record is from RefSeq and is a predicted model, not a curated record. Lineage: Eukaryota; Metazoa; Chordata; Actinopteri; Cypriniformes; Xenocyprididae.